UUGCUUUAUAUUUACCAUUUUACCAUAAGAGUCUUCCUUCUCUCUCUCUCUCUCUCUCAUGGCUGGUCCAUACAACUCUCUGAGAGCUUCUGCUUCUUCGUCUAACCAGAACUUUACUUCGAGGAUUCUCUUUCUCCUUACAGUUCUACCGCUAACACUUGCAGCCUUCGCUUUCAUUCUUCAAUGGAGAGGUGGUCUCAACGAUCCAACAACGCGUUGGUCCCCAGAUAACCACCAAUUCCCUGGUAUGGGGAGUUCUCCUCCUACAAAUCUUGCCCACUCUUUGUCUUCGACGUCGUCGUCCGAUUGCGCCGAACUUCUGGGUCGCAGCGCCUCCCCAUCAUUUCCUUAUUAUCGUGAUUGGAAGUUUAAUUUCGGAGCUGAUCUGAAACCGAAGAUAUGUAUUACAACGAGCACUUCAGCUGGCCUAGGGCAGAUUCUACCAUGGAUCUUUUAUCAUAAGGUUAUUGGGGUUACAACAUUCUUCUUGUUCGUGGAAGGAAAGGCUGCAUCUCCUAAUGUAUCUUCAGUGCUGGAAUCCAUUCCUGGAGUAAAAGUAGUAUUCAGAACAAGAGAGCUAGAAGAACAACAGGCUAAAAGUCGGAUCUGGAACGAGACUUGGCUGUCAAGCUUCUUUUACAAACCCUGCAAUUAUGAACUCUUUGUGAAGCAGUCGCUCAAUAUGGAGAUGGCUAUUGUCAUGGCAAGGGAAUAUGGAAUGGAUUGGAUUAUCCAUCUUGACACCGACGAGUUAAUACAUCCGGCAGGUGCUCGUGAGUACUCAUUGAGACAAUUGCUCUUGGAUGUGCCUGGGAAUGUAGAUAUGGUUAUCUUUCCAAACUAUGAGAGUAGUGUUGAACGUGACGAUAUAAAGGAUCCUUUCAGUGAGGUCUCCAUGUUCAAGAAGAACUAUGACCAUCUUCUAAAGGAUACGUACUUUGGCAUGUACAAAGAAGCAACUCGUGGAAAUCCAAACUAUUUUUUGACUUAUGGAAAUGGGAAAUCAGCUGCUCGGAUUCAAGAUCACUUACGACCUAAUGGAGCCCACAGAUGGCACAACUAUAUGAAGACUCCAAAUGAGAUAAAAUUGGAUGAAGCUGCUGUCCUGCAUUACACAUACACCAAAUUUUCUGACUUGACCUCUAGACGUGAUCGGUGUGGAUGUAAACCUACAAAGGAGGAUGUCAAGAGAUGCUUUAUGUUGGAAUUUGACAGAGCUGCAUUCAUAAUUGCCUCAACUGCAACAGAGGAGGAAAUGCUCCACUGGUACCGUGAGCACAUUGUAUGGACCGAUAAAACACUUAACACGAAACUUAUGAGGAAAGGCAUAUUGACCCGCAUAUAUGCUCCUAUGGCUAUUGUUCAAGGUUUGAGGGAAUCUGGUAUCUUCAGCUCUGUUAUUGCCUCUGCUCAAACAACUCUCUCAAAGGAUAAGUUUUUAUCUUCCAUCGAGAGCAGUAACUCUUCCAGAGUCAUGGAGUCUGUUGCAAUUUCAUCAAGAAAGAUUAGUGGUGGAAGAGAAUCUCAGGCAACUGGUCGGAAGGUCUUGGAGACAAUAGAUACUGCACAUACAGCAGCAGUUCCACCAUUGUCUCCCCCAGAAAUGGAUGAUUUUCACAAGGAAACGUGAUGGAUCUGCUGAGUAUUGUUUCUUGUCUUUCUAUAUGACAGGCCUGAAAAUUAUAUAUUUCAUGUAUAUCUCAUUCCCUGUGAAGGCAAGAAUCAGGAGAGUUAGCAGUCGAGAUCUUCCCGAUCAUUACCCAAGCGCUGAUGUACAUUUCAGGUGUAGUCCAGAGAGAGACAGAGUGAGACAUACAGGCUUAUUUUCAUGUUAUUUUUUGGGCAUUUUUGUUGCCCACUGGAGGUUGCAAUCACAGGACUAGACCUGUCUAUUGUUAUGUAUAAAAGUUGAAAAUGGUUUUGUUGUACUUUCAAUUACUCGGAGACUGGCGGUUUUCCAGUAAUAUACUGUCGUUUAUUGUUUUGAACUAGAAGAAAUAGACCUGGCAGAAUCUCCUCAUUGUUGACUUCAA
This is a messenger RNA of Nelumbo nucifera (sacred lotus), 2033 nucleotides long. RefSeq names its product glycosyltransferase-like At2g41451. Lineage: Eukaryota; Viridiplantae; Streptophyta; Magnoliopsida; Proteales; Nelumbonaceae. The record is from RefSeq and is a predicted model, not a curated record. Gene Ontology annotation, biological process: cellulose biosynthetic process; response to abscisic acid.